UUUCCGAAGCCAAAAGCCAAAUCCCGGUCAAAAAUUCUUUCUUUUCGAACCAGUGAUCAACAUGGGUAUCUCCCGUGAUAACUGGCACAAGCGACGUGCAACCGGAGGCAAGAAGAAAGCCAUUAGAAAGAAACGAAAAUACGAACUUGGUCGACCACCUGCCAACACCAAGCUUGGUCAAAAACGAAUCCACACAGUAAGAACUAGGGGUGGAAAUAGAAAGUUCAGAGCUUUACGUCUCGACCAUGGCAACUUUUCCUGGGGAUCUGAAAGCAUUACCAGAAAAACCCGUGUCAUGGACGUUGUAUAUAAUGCUAGCAACAAUGAACUUGUGAGAACGAAAACUCUUGUGAAGAACUGCAUUGUUCAAGUUGAUAGUAAUCCCUUUAGACAAUGGUAUGAGUCACAUUAUGCAACCCCUCUUGGAAGGAAGAAGGGAACAAAAUUGACGGAAACUGAAGAAGAGGAAUUGCAAAAAAAGAGGUCGAAACAUCAGGAGAAGAAGAUGGAAGGACGGAAAGCCACUGCUAAAGUUACGCCUGGUCUCGAUGAACAGUUUGUGACUGGACGGCUUUAUGCAUGCAUCUCUUCAAGACCUGGUCAGAGUGGUCGAUGUGAUGGUUAUAUUUUGGAAGGCAAAGAACUUGAGUUCUACGUCAAAAAGAUAAGAGCAAAGAAGAGCAAAUAGAUUGUAAAAAUGCUGUUCAAAACAAAAUAAAUAAAUUGAAACCA
This is a messenger RNA of Dendronephthya gigantea, 732 nucleotides long. RefSeq names its product 40S ribosomal protein S8-like. The transcript is spliced from 7 exons. Gene Ontology annotation, cellular component: cytosolic small ribosomal subunit; ribosome. The record is from RefSeq and is a predicted model, not a curated record. NCBI's taxonomy places the organism in Eukaryota, Metazoa, Cnidaria, Anthozoa, Malacalcyonacea, Nephtheidae. Gene Ontology annotation, molecular function: structural constituent of ribosome. Gene Ontology annotation, biological process: translation; maturation of SSU-rRNA from tricistronic rRNA transcript (SSU-rRNA, 5.8S rRNA, LSU-rRNA). Bases 62 to 688 code for a protein of 208 amino acids.